Drosophila busckii is the source of this 2086-nucleotide messenger RNA. RefSeq lists its product as uncharacterized. Gene Ontology annotation, cellular component: cytoplasm. The coding region runs from base 295 to 1413 and encodes 372 amino acids. NCBI's taxonomy places the organism in Eukaryota, Metazoa, Arthropoda, Insecta, Diptera, Drosophilidae. The record is from RefSeq and is a predicted model, not a curated record. The transcript is spliced from 11 exons. Gene Ontology annotation, biological process: signal transduction.
CUACAGCGACGGCAAUUCUCAACACAACCUCUGUUUGUGGACACGCGAUCGAAAACGGAGUUUUUCAAUAGUCGUUGCUGUAUUAGCAAAUAUUUAAUGCCAGUUAUUGAUAAUUAUAGUUCACCAGUGCUUGCAAAGCUAAUCAGCUGAAUUGAAUAAAUAUAUACUUACAUACGAGUAAAUUCCGUAUGUAGUUCAAAGUGAUUUCCUGUGCAAAGCCCCACCACCACAAAAAUAUUAAAAAGAAAAUUGUAAAUAAUUAAAUUCCAUUGAGUCCCAUAAGCAGAUUAAGUAAUGUCUUCCCUUGCCGCUGAGAAACGUGCUUCCUUUGCGCGUCGUGCGGAGAGUUUGGUGGAGCGGGUGAGAGUUUUGAAUACCAUUUAUGAGAAAUACAACAUAAGCACGGAAAAAUGUGGAGAUCUGACUGUCAUUGUGCAGGGCGAUCUAUCGCAGCAGGAGAAGCGCGCUGUAUUUAUUACUGUACAUGAUUUGGGCUGUAAUCAUAAUUCAUUUCAGGAAUUUGUGAGCAGCCCAUGCAUGACGGAAAUAAAGGAACGCUCCUGUUUCAUACAUAUCGAUGUUCCCGGUCAUGCGGAUAAUGCCGAUGCACUGGCCGAUAAUUUUCCGUUCCCAUCGUUGCAGUCGUUGGGCGAGGACUUGGUUACUGUGCUGGACUAUCUGCAUGUGAAGUAUGUAAUUGGCUUAGGAGAGGGCGCUGGUGCUAAUGUGCUGGCACGUUUUGGCCUGGCUCAUCCCAGUCGUGUGCUUGGCCUCAUUCUCAUCAAUGCCACGGGCAGUGCUGCCAGUGUGUUGCAAUCCUUUAAGAGUAAAUUCAUUAGCUGGAAAAGUGAUGAGGUGGCCCAGUCGGCCGAGAGCUUCCUAAUGUAUCACAAAUUCGGACAUGUUAUGGAGCGCUCGCAAAUCGUUGGCGAAAAUCCAGAUAAGGACAAGAUUGUAUCUGAGUAUCAGAAACGCUUGCAUCGCUCCCUUAAUAGCAAGAAUGUGGGUCUCUAUGUUAAGGCGUUCAUGAAUCGCAAGGAUCUAACGCUCAAGGGUUGUAAGGUGGAUGUGAUCUUGAUAACUGGGAUGCUCAGUCCUUACGCCUCGAUGGUGGAGAAGUUGCAUCGUGAUGUGGAGAAGGAACGUGUGACAAUGUUGAAGAUUGAACGUGCUGGCGACGUAUUGGCUGAUGCUCCAUCAAAGGUUGCUCAAUCCAUAUUAUUGUUCUGCAAGGGUCAGGGACUGCUCACCUCGGUUGUCAUGCCAGGCGUUGAUCGCGGUCGCUCUUUUUCGACAGCCAGCUCGGGAUCUUUUGAGCGUCGUUUAUCGCGUGGCAUUUCCAUGGAGGAUUAUGAUAAGCCCAAUAUACGGCGUCUCAGCAUUAUGAACAGUGAGUCUCCCAAAAAGGAGUAGACGACUACACACAACUUCAACAGAAGCUGCAGCAAACACAGCGUUUAAAAAAAAAAACAACUAAGUUAUACCUUAUGCAUAUUUAAAUUAAUUAUCUUAGCAUCGGUAGAUCUGCGCCAUUAAACGCAAAUGCUAUACUUUCUGAAACUAGAGGCCAAACAAUCAUUCAGAGUCGUAAUGCCAAAUGAGCAAUGAAUGUUUUAUGCCAACUUUUAAAUAGCUGCCGUUUUAAAAAACAAUUUAGAGCAAAACAUAAUGAAAAAAAUAUUAUAAAUAUUGUUCAGUCAUCGUGUUUAUAAAAUUAGUAUUAUGGUAAUCCCAACAAACAACCCACCUGUGAAAACACAAGCAAAGCGUCAUAUCUCGAUUUCCUAUUCUGUGAACUUAACGCCAAAGUGCGUCAAAUGUAUGCAUUAAAUGUACAAGCAAUCAUCUAUGUAAUACCUCCGAUUAGCAAAUCUGUACCUAAGCAAUUGUAUCUCCCUUUCAAUAUAUUUUCUAUAAAAUAAAUUUAGAAAAUAUUGUUGAAAACUAAUAUUAAUAUAUACAAAGUUUACGUAAUGUAAGUUCAAAGCACCACAGCAUUAAGCUGCUUAUUAAAAGUAUUUUUAAACGAAGCACACAAUAUACGCAAUGUGUUUAAUCAAACAAAUAAAGCAAUGCUAACCAAGAA